UUUAUAGUCAAACUGAUGUUAAUCCUCACAUAUUCUAGUUUGUUGUCACAGAGUGUUUUUUGCUUUAAUUGCAGAGAUCUGAGUACUGCCAGUCUCCGCUACCUCAGCAGCAGGCAAGCCUUGGCUGACAUUGUCAACUUUCAGACUGAAGCAGCAAAGACAAUGGGGCUCACCACAAAUAAAUGGGUUGUGUUUGGUUGCUCUUAUGGUGGCUCCCUUGCAGUGUGGUCGAGAAUAAAACACCCUGACCUGUUUGCUGCAGCAGUGGGCAGCAGUGCACCGAUGCUAGCAAAAGCUAAUUUUUAUGAGUACUUUGAAGGAGUUCAAAGGUCUCUGGACACUCAUAACAGCGAAUGUUUAAAAGCAGUCAAAGAGGCUUUUGAUCAAGUUGUGAAGAUGCUGAAACGUCGGAAAUACUACAGUAAGCUUAAAAGUGAUUUCAUGUAAGUGGAUUGGU
Molecule: messenger RNA, 457 nt
Organism: Trichechus manatus latirostris (Florida manatee)
Lineage: Eukaryota; Metazoa; Chordata; Mammalia; Sirenia; Trichechidae
Product: putative serine protease K12H4.7
Exons: 2
Biological process (GO): proteolysis
Molecular function (GO): serine-type exopeptidase activity; dipeptidyl-peptidase activity
Source: RefSeq, a predicted model, not a curated record